Messenger RNA from Pseudogymnoascus destructans, 312 nucleotides. RefSeq lists its product as uncharacterized. The transcript has a single exon. The record is from RefSeq and is a predicted model, not a curated record. Bases 1 to 312 code for a protein of 103 amino acids. Lineage: Eukaryota; Fungi; Ascomycota; Leotiomycetes; Thelebolales; Thelebolaceae.
AUGCUAUCCAAGAUUUACCGGCGGCCAAAGCCGCUUAUGAGCGGUAUAUUAAUGCGUUGGUGGUGGUGUGGGCCGGAUGUUGCGCCUCAGCUGCCACCAUGGGUGAGAAGCUGGGAGCGUAUGCAGCCCAAUAGUAUACCGCAUUAUCUUCAACCGAAGGCGGAUGGUGAUUGGAAAGAGCCCAGCUUCAGCUUCCAGGAUAACUCCAGCCGCUGUCACGCCGAACAGCCAAAUUUUGCUGUUAAGAUACCACAGAGCGAAGUCGUUAUAAUUGAACCACUUGACAGUAAAGAUGACGCUUCUGGUGGUUAA